ACGCGCGUCGCUCAGUCGGACGCGAGUGAGCAGCGAGUGAAUCUGCCCGGGAAGCGCGUCGCUAGCCUGGAACUGCUGCUGGAAGGAGCGUUUAAUAAAAUAUAAAAAAACCUAUAGAAAAAGUAGUCAUAACAAUUAGUAAAAUGCCCACAGUUCGCGUGUGCCUGCAAUGGACCUCGGUGGUCUUCAAUACAGUCACUUUGAUCGUUGGCAUCCUGGCCGCCCUCGCCGGGGUCUAUAAGCUGGACAAGUUCGACGAGGGGUCCAACGAGCACCUGGAGAAGUUCGUACAACUGGGCAUGGCGGGGGCCCUGAUCCUCGCCGCUCUCAUCGGCUGCAUGGGCGCCUUCCUCGGCUCCAUCAAGGUGAUGGUGGUGCACCUGGUUGUACUUCUGGUCUUGAUAUCCUCACACAUCUGGAAGUUGUCCCACUACAACGAGACAAAGCAGCUAGACAAUACCGAGGUCUAUGUCAUGGAUCUGUGGAUGAAGGAGCUGGUCCAUCACGGGGGAAUGCAACACCUACAGCAGGAGUACGAGUGCUGCGGUGACAAGGGCUUCGCCGAUUACACCAGCCUCAACAUGAAGGUGCCCCGCAGCUGCUUCCACACCAAGGAUGGAAUUCACGCCCUAUAUCCUUAUGCGGAAGGAUGCAUGGUGGCAGUGAAGCGAGCCUACUUGCAGAUGUACAGAUACGAGAGAUGGGUCCAUUGUGGGCUCAUUGGGUACGAGGUUGUGGGCAUCAUCUUGGGUAUUACCUUGUGCUGUCAGCUGACCAACAAGACUCGUCGCUACGCCUACUGAUCACCACAUGGACAUUUACACAAGCAUUUGCAAAACGGUUAUACAAUAAACUACAUUUUUGA
Molecule: messenger RNA, 865 nt
Organism: Drosophila serrata
Lineage: Eukaryota; Metazoa; Arthropoda; Insecta; Diptera; Drosophilidae
Gene: Tsp42Eo
Product: Tetraspanin 42Eo
Cellular component (GO): membrane
Source: RefSeq, a predicted model, not a curated record